Molecule: messenger RNA, 4553 nt
Organism: Oncorhynchus tshawytscha (Chinook salmon)
Lineage: Eukaryota; Metazoa; Chordata; Actinopteri; Salmoniformes; Salmonidae
Gene: hps5
Product: HPS5 biogenesis of lysosomal organelles complex 2 subunit 2
Exons: 21
Coding region: 200-3823 (1207 amino acids)
Biological process (GO): developmental pigmentation
Cellular component (GO): cytoplasm
Molecular function (GO): protein binding
Source: RefSeq, a predicted model, not a curated record
CUUUUCAGGAAGUGUGUCCCAUCACAACCGGAGGCGGAGGAGUCGACAGUUCAUUCUCGCUAGAAAGUAAACAACUCACGUUAGUUAAACACACACACACAGCUAAGGACAUGAACUGAUAGUAAACUGUGUAUCACGAAGAUUGAAUCGCGAUUUAAACAGCGGGGACUGUAAAUGCCUGCUGGUCAGGACUGUAACCAUGCCCAUGUUACCUGUAGUGCCUGAAGUCCAGAGUCAUGUGCUGGCUGAGUUUGACUGUCUGGACCCCCUGCUCUCUGCACUCCGCCUGGACUCUGGCAGGCUUAAGUGCACCUGCCUGGCUGUAUCGAGGAAGUGGCUAGCUUUGGGAACGUCAGCUGGAGGGCUGCACCUCAUCCAGAGGGAAGGAUGGAAGCAGAGGCUCAUCCUCACACACAAGGAGGGAUCUAUCACUCAGGUGUCGUGUUGUCCACACGAUGAAGACUUUAUUGCUGUGGCAACAAGUCAGGGCCUGGUGGUAGUGUGGGAGCUUCAACUUGAGCGUCGUGGCAGACCAGAGAGGGUCAGUGUUUCCUGGGAACACCGUGGCCAGACGCUCACCUCUCUCUGCUGGGACACCGCAGCCCUCAGGGUGUUUGCUGGGGACAAAGGGGGCAAGGUGUCCUUCCUCCGUGCUGGAUCCUCCAAACUCGGAAAGGGCUCAGCGUUUGUGAUCUUCCCCGUCCAGACCAUCACUACUGUGGAUUCCAGGGUGGUUCAGCUGGGUUAUCUGGACGGACGACUGCUUGUGUCCUCUCUCACCCGCUGCUACCUAUGUGACACGGAGAGGGAGAAGUUCUGGCGUGUCGGUAACAAGGAGCGUGACGGGGAAUACGGAGCGUGUUUCUUCCCUCUGAGCCGCGGCGUGACCGCUGGCCAACCUCCUCUGCUGUACUGUGCCAGGCCUGGGUCUAGAGUCUGGGAGGCCAGCUUCAGUGGAGAUGUCCUCAGCACGCACCAGUUUAAACAGCUGCUGGCCGUACCACCUGCACCUCUCAUCAGCUACAGAAGUGAGCCCCAUUACAACCGAGCCCAGAAGAGUUCCCAGUCCAUAGCCUUCCCCAGACUGUUAUACUUUGGGGAUCAGAACCUGCUGACGUGGACAGACUCGGCUAUCUAUGUCUUCACUCCUCAGAGUGGCCAGGUACUGCUGUGGACCGAGGUCAAAGACGUGGUUGAGUUAGCGGUGUACCGCAACGAGCUGUUCUGUCUCCAUGGUGACGGCCGCAUGUCCCACCUCUCGCUGUUGUCUGUGGAGCGGUGUGUCGACAGGUUGCUACGCAGGGAGGCGUGGUCUCUAGCGGCCACGGUCUGUGUGAUGUUUCAGCAUGCGAUCGCCCCCAGCAGGGCCAGGAAGUCGAUUCCCAUCGACCGACUGGAUCACCUGAGGUCACAGCUCAGUGUGACCACCCACCUGGAUCUGAUUGGCCAGCUGGAGGAAGUGGUCGCCAAGCUGGAGCCUCUAGACUCCGCCUCCAGCAGUCGCAGGAGCAGCAUCUCCUCUCAUGAGAGCUUCAACGUCCUGGACUGUGGCAUCUACCGUGUCAUUAGCCGGCGAGGCAGCCAAUCAGACGAGGAAACCAGCUCCCUUGUCAGCCAAUCGAUGCUUGAGGAGGAGCGGCUGAAGGAGUUUAGCUUUGUUCAGGAGGAGGAGGAGCAGCAGGGGGCGGAGCAUGCAUCGUCUGCUUGCAUUCUCUCAUCCUCCCAUCCUCCAUCUCUCCCUCCAUCCCUUCUUCCUCCAGAUCCCCAGAGCGGUGGUGGUUUGGAGGUUACUGAACCCAGCGGUAACCACCAGUUCCACCUCCCCCUGUCAUUCCGCCCCAAACACUCCCGCAUCGCCUUGCAGGCCGUCAGAGACAGUGUCUCCAGUUUUGUGAAGAAGACUACUGAGAAGAUCAACACUCUCCAGAUGAACUCUGACCUUUGGCCACGUCCCCCUGACCCUAAGGACGGGGGUCAAGGACAUGUGGAGGCUGUAGCUACCACUGUACCAUUCCCAGAGGACGGUGACCACGAGGAGUGUCUGGACCCAGGAAAUGCAGAGACGGAUCAACAGGACCUGAUAACGGCUACAGAGAAAGGGAUCUCUCAGAUCCAGGAUCCCUUGGUUCUGUUGGACCCAGCCUGUCUCAAAGAAACUCUACAGGAGUGGAUCCCUGUGUUGGAGAGGGUUCUAGGUCCUGAGCUGGAUCUAGGUCUGGGAAAGCAGAGUCCAGCUGGUGAGGAGGAGGAGACGGAAGAUGCUGCAGACAACCGUCCAGAGAACGUUCAGUCUGAGAUCCCCUCGAGCUCUCCUGAGGGCCAGGAGGAAGGGAAGAGAGGAGAGGAUUCCCCACAACAAAAUGGAGGACAAGAGGACCAGAGAGAGGCUCAGGACCAUCACAGACCUGACGAGGCCUCCACUGAAGAGAACCUGAGGGUGUGGUCCCCCAAACCUCUCCCCCCAGACCUCCAGGCUCACCUUACCCAGCUGGCCACUCUGUACCUGGAGCUGGGUUAUUUUGGGGACCCUGUUGUCCAGAAAGAGAGGGGUGUAGUAGGGGUCAAUGCAUUCUUGAGACGGUUCUUCUUCCUUCUGGACCAGGAGCGGGUGAGGAGGAUGUGUCUACUCGGCUACGGGGACCAGCCUGAGGUCCACAUCUCCUUCAUGGAGGCCAUGCUAGAACUAACCCAGUCCAGUAAGGUGGUAGAGGUGAUCCAGAAAGGAGACCUGCUCAAAUCUCUACGCUGUCUCAGAGAACUACAACCCUGGAGCGCUCCGAUGCUCCUCGCUCACCUGCACAGGUUGUAUGAGAAACAUGGAGAGUUAGCAGUUCGCUCCUUCACCCAGUUCUAUCCCACAAUCCUCCCCUCUGACGUCACAGCCAUGGCCAAACAUAGCCACUUCCUGGCUUACCUAGACAACCUUGUCCAAUCACGGGCCGAGGAACAAAGACUGUCAUUCCUUGGGUCCCUCCUCCAACCAGAGGCUCUGCGACAGGAUUGGCUGGGGCUGGCCCUUACCCACGAUGCACCUCAAAAGAGCGACACACUGACCACAGACGGACAACCGAGAUGGCACUCCCAUUUCUUCAGCUGGGGUUAUGGUCGUCUCCUAUCCCUCCUGAUACGCCUUCCAGCUGACCUGGCCUCCAAACAGAAGAUGGCUGAGACAUGCAGGAUCAACGGGUACUGGACUGGCUAUGUGUACCUGUGCUGUGAGCUCCAACGUCGUACAGAGGCUUUCUCUACCAUCUGUAGACUGGACGACAUGAGUCUGCUGGAGGAACCCAGUGGCAUGGUGCCUCAGACCAUGGAUGAGUGGAAGAUGCUUCUCCAGCUGUCUCAGCAGUGUAGUAACAGCAGACCGUCUGACCAUAUCCCAACCCCAGAUCCCAACCCCUCCUUGGCUCCUACCCCUUCCCUGGCUCCUACCCCUUCCCUGACUCCUACCCCUUCCCUGGCUCCUACCCCUUCCCUGGCUCCUACCCCUUCCCUGGCUCCUACCCCUUCCCUGGCUCCUACCCCUUCCCUGGCCCUAGCCUCCAACGGGACCAGCCCCAGCCUGACCAACGGUGGCUCUGCAGCUGACCAUAUCCAGACAGAGGUGACUCCAGAGAACCUGGUCUUGCGUCUGGCCCGGGCUGUGGGCCCCGACCGGGCCCUUGAGGCCCUACAGGAGGUGGGGAUGCAGUCGGACAUGGAGCUGGGGCCACACUCCACCCUGGUCUGUGAGCUGCUCCGUGUGGCUGAGAAGAGACAGAGGGCUCUGAUCCAGACCAUGCUGGAGCGCUGUGAUCGCUUCCUCUGGUCCCAGCAUGCUUAGUGAGACAACACCAACCAACGCGCCUAGCGGGUCCUCAACCAACGCCAUUCAGAACAACUAUUACGGACAACUGCUAUGGGGAGUAAUGUUAGGGUCAAUUCCAUUUCCAAUUCAGGCAGUUAAACGGAAAUUUAAUUUCCAGUUAUCCACAUUGAAAAAAGCAAUUUAAUUGACUGAAUUGAAAUGCAAUUGAUCCCAGCCCCGAUCUGAUCCAGAGCCGAUCUGAUCCGAAACAAGUUAAAUUACCCUUAAUGUGACCACAAUGCUUACUAACUACUUUUUAAACUGGGCCCUAAUCAUUUAUGUUGUACCGCUCAUGACUACUUUUUAAACUGGGCCAUAAUAAUUUAUGUUGCACCAUUCCGGAGUUCCAUUCCGCACCAACAUUCUAGAAUGCGACUCUGGUUGACCUGGUACUGUCAAGACAGAAGACUGUAUUUAAGUUGUUAUAUUUUAUAGUUGCCAAAACCCUGCCUUACCGAAGAAAUAUGGGAUUCAUCUAUAAAUCAUCUGAAAGUAUUGUUUUUGAGUUGUGAGGUCCUCGGAUGCAUUUUCAACCCUGAUGAUGGUAUAUCUGACUUCCUCCUUGGGUCAAACUACUGCAACAUGGUUAUAAAGCACCUGAAUGAAUCCUUUUGAAGACAUUUGUGAAAAUAUAAUUUUAUUGAAAUGCUCUAGUCUAUUAAUAUAAUAUUUAAUGUGAAUAAUAAAAUAUAUGAUGGUGAUCUGA